Uloborus diversus is the source of this 1716-nucleotide messenger RNA. Its product is annotated as muscarinic acetylcholine receptor DM1-like. Gene Ontology annotation, molecular function: G protein-coupled serotonin receptor activity; G protein-coupled acetylcholine receptor activity. The transcript has a single exon. The coding region runs from base 1 to 1716 and encodes 571 amino acids. NCBI's taxonomy places the organism in Eukaryota, Metazoa, Arthropoda, Arachnida, Araneae, Uloboridae. Gene Ontology annotation, biological process: chemical synaptic transmission; G protein-coupled receptor signaling pathway, coupled to cyclic nucleotide second messenger; adenylate cyclase-inhibiting G protein-coupled acetylcholine receptor signaling pathway. The record is from RefSeq and is a predicted model, not a curated record. Gene Ontology annotation, cellular component: dendrite; synapse; plasma membrane.
AUGGAUGAUCUCUUUGGAUGGAUUUGCUUGGAGUCCUUAUAUGAAGUUCGUUUGACGAACGAGCUGUAUUUUGGAGACCUCGCUAUUUCUUCAGUCAAAAUGAAUCACACGAUGAUCGACCAAUGCAACGCAACCACAGAAGAAUAUCCAACAAGGUCUUAUACGAUAUUGGAAACUAUUCUCAUAGCAACAAUUACAACUCUUCUGAGCCUUGUAACCAUCAUAGGGAAUGUAUUGGUCAUGGUUUCCUUCAAGAUGGAUCGUAGGCUUCAAACCGUUAACAACUACUUUCUGCUGAGCCUUGCUGUUGCGGAUUUCAUGAUCGGACUGUUUUCUAUGCCCCUUUUCACGGGAUAUACGUUACUGGAGGGAUGGCGACUCGGACCCGUGGUUUGUGACCUCUGGCUGGCCCUGGACUACCUUUGCAGUAAUGCUUCAGUGCUCAACUUGCUCAUGAUCAGCUUUGACCGUUACUUCUCGGUCACCAGCCCGCUCCGGUACCGCGCUCGCCGGAGCGGCCGCAUGGCCGCCUUCAUGAUCGCUGGCGCCUGGAUAGUGUCGUUCCUGACGUGGCCGCCCUGGAUCCUUGCCUGGCCCUAUAUAGAGGGAAUGCGUUCCGUGCCAGAAGACAAAUGCUACAUACAGUUCCUCGAGACGAACUCGUACAUUACCGUCAUCACGGCCCUGAUCGCGUUCUACGUCCCGGUCAUAGUGAUGUGCGUGCUCUACUACAAGAUAUGGAGGGAGACGGAAAAUCGGAAACAGUACCUGGCCGAGCUGAUCGCGGAGAACGAGCAGUCGACCGAGCAGUCAGUCUCGUGCCUGCCUGCCCCCACGCCGGCGGCGGCGGCGGCGGGCGGCAAUGAAGAGGGCGGCUUCGCGGAAGUGGGGGAGAAGAAUUGCACUCACCGAGUCAAGGACUUCCUCAUCACACUCUGCAACGUGGACUGCGACGACGGAGGCGAGGACGACAGCACGAGUCCCGGAGCUACGACGCCGAGCUCGACAGAAACCCCCAUUCAGUCUUCCAGAGCCACCUCGGUGUCGCUCCGGCCGGAGCAGCUCGCCUACUUGCAGGCCCUACUCAACCGGGAAGAAGAGGCAGGCUGCAGGAGGCAGAGGGAUGCCAUCUACACCGUGAUGAUCCGACUCCCGGAUCCUUCGGGCCCCGACGUGGACCCGCCCCAACCGACCGUCACGAUGAUCCCUGACGAGGCACCCAUCACUCCGGCGCCUAUGCGCCCUUCUCUCAGUACCGGUGCCUUGGUGGCGCACUCUGUGACAGACCAGGGCAAUCUGGCAAGGUACAACUCCAGCGAAGUGCUGAGCGCUUCGCGACUCAUCGGGAACAGAGUUCGCCUGCAGAGGCCGAAUUUCAAAAAGAAAAACAGCAAGGUUCAGGAAAAGAAGCACGACAGAAAGGCUGCCCGGACGCUGAGUGCUAUCUUGCUGGCCUUCAUCAUCACCUGGACACCCUACAACGUCCUUGUCUUGGUGAAGAGUGUCGAGACAUUCGUGAGUUGUAAUGAUAUCAUUCCUCAGGUUCUGUGGGAUUUUUCCUAUUACUUAUGCUACAUGAACAGUAUGAUCAAUCCCCUUUGCUAUGCACUCGCAAAUGCGAAUUUCAGAAAGACAUAUUGGCGUAUUUUAACUUGUACCUGGCGUAAGAAGUCCAAACUGAGCAUUAUACGUGGUUUGCAUUCCAGGGCCUCUUGA